Messenger RNA from Knipowitschia caucasica, 318 nucleotides. NCBI's taxonomy places the organism in Eukaryota, Metazoa, Chordata, Actinopteri, Gobiiformes, Gobiidae. The record is from the annotation of a GenBank genome assembly.
AUGGGCUGCGCUCCCAGUAUCCACGUCUCUCAGAGCGGGGUGAUCUACUGUCGAGACUCGGAUGAAUCCAACUCCCCGCACCAGACCACCACCAUCUCCCAGGGCACUGCGGCCACGCUGCACGGACUCUUCAUCAAGACGGAUGCGGCCGAAACCAUCCCGUCGGUCAUCACGUACCAGAACCGACACUCACGGAACAACUCGUACCGUGGGGAGCGCAAGGACAACAGCGGAGGGCACUCCCGCAUCGAAGCGGAGACACAGACCAGCCAUACCAGCGUCAAGGUACGGCGUGUUCACUGCAUCAGGGCCGCCUGA